UUUUUUUCUUUCAUAGCCCAACUUAUGGUCAUAAUGAUUAGGUAUUCCAUCACAUAGUCUAGCCUUUAAGGGCACGAAUGGUAAAGGUUACCCAAUUUAAGAAUGACGAUGUAGGCCAUCAAGGAGACCCAAAAGAAACAUACUUUUAACCAAAAGUAAGAAUGUCCUUUGGAGGCAACAAAACAAACUUCCAGCUCUUGUAAAUCAUCGCUAUAAAGAAUAAAUCUCGGCUACUCAAACAACCCAGUCCAAUAGUUGGUACUACUGAAAAUCCAACUGACGGGUAAGGAAAAGCUUAGGACAAUGACAGGGAUUGGCUCUUCAUGUGGAGCGUGCAAGUUCCUCAGGAGAAAGUGCACCGGUGAAUGUGUGUUUGCUCCUUACUUUUGUUAUGACCAAGCUGCAUCCCACUUUGCAGCAGUGCACAAGGUGUUUGGUGCAAGUAACGUUUCAAAGCUAUUACUACACCUACCAGUACACAACCGAAGUGUCGCGGCAACCACCAUUGCUUAUGAGGCAAUGGCUAGGGUGCGGGAUCCCAUAUAUGGUUGCGUUGCCGAUAUCUUUGCACUCCAACAACAGGUUGCCAACUUACAAGAGGAGAUAGAGAUCCUUGGGAACCAAAUGGCUAAUGUCGCAGUUGGUGUCAGCAGUUGUGGAAGCUCUCAAGCAAAUACCAGCCCAUAUGAUGGGUUACAAUUCUCUUCGCAACAUGAUGACAUGCACGCACAAUAUUAUCAAAACCAACAAGGUGGUCUACUUUCCUAUACUGGAAGUUCGACUGCCAACCAUGCCUCCUUUGAUAGCCAGAUGGAUAUACAGCUCCCUCCUUUAUAUGGAUGGGAAAACCAAAACUUAUUUGAUGACUCUGUUCCAACUAUCUUAGAGAGCCUCAUUGAGGAAAUUAGCGAAGAGACUCCAUGGUUGUACAAGAAUAUGAAUGUCAAAACCUGCGCGGGUCCAAUCUAAAAAUACCACGAAUAGCUUUCGUGUAAACAGAAGGCUUGUGUUAUAUAAGGACUCCUUUCGGCUUCCUAUGGUAACAGAUUUUGUACUAGGCCUGAUUUUGCAAUUUAAGUAUGCGUAUGACCUGGUUUUUGAGUUGUAGGCAUAGUUUAUUCUAGUUUAAGCCAUACAUAAACAUCCUUCUCUUCUCUAUGCUCGACCUCAUACCCUCACUUCACAAUCAAUCGUAGUUGUCUGGAAAUUAUACUACAAAUACCUUAUGUGGGUCGUGAGAGACAUGCAGAUCACGGGUACAAUAAUUUUAGAAAAAGUGCUUGCAUUCAUCCCCGGCAUGAGUAAUAAGAAACAUUUAAAUGAAUAGAAACUGAUUCAAGGCAGUGAUUUAAUCCCAGAAACAAGCCAAAGAUCACAAUAAACUCAAUAAAACCCUACGAUGUUAACGGGAACCAAAGAGUACACGAUUCGUAAGCAACAAAGACCAACAAACAAUUAAAAACUGCAUAACUAAAUGAAACCAGCCACUUCAGGGGCUAAACAGAAAGAUAAGAGAAUGCCAGACUAAUAGAGGAAAUACGCGCACAUACACCCAUAUUAAAGUUAGUACACAUGCUUUAAUGUAUACAUGUAAAUCCAGAAAAUCUUGCAACAAGUUAAAUACACUGCCAAUCAUAUUUUCAUCCGUUGAAGGUCAGUAGUCUGGCUCUUGCCUAUUCUGAUUAUCAAUUAAAA
This is a messenger RNA of Juglans regia (Persian walnut), 1695 nucleotides long. Its product is annotated as LOB domain-containing protein 33-like. Gene Ontology annotation, cellular component: nucleus. The record is from RefSeq and is a predicted model, not a curated record. Gene Ontology annotation, biological process: hormone-mediated signaling pathway; positive regulation of DNA-templated transcription. The transcript has 2 exons. NCBI's taxonomy places the organism in Eukaryota, Viridiplantae, Streptophyta, Magnoliopsida, Fagales, Juglandaceae. Bases 304 to 969 code for a protein of 221 amino acids.